Molecule: messenger RNA, 1512 nt
Organism: Capsaspora owczarzaki ATCC 30864
Lineage: Eukaryota; Filasterea; Ministeriida; Capsasporidae
Product: endoglycoceramidase
Exons: 4
Coding region: 1-1512 (503 amino acids)
Biological process (GO): carbohydrate metabolic process
Molecular function (GO): hydrolase activity, hydrolyzing O-glycosyl compounds
Source: RefSeq, a predicted model, not a curated record
AUGCGUUGUGCCGCUGUUUUGGUUGUCGUGGCUGCGCUCGCUGCAUUCGCGUCGGCUGCGCCGCUCAAGAUGCACGUCUCUGGCCAGCGCUUUGCUGACGAGGACAACCGCGAGCGCUUCUUCCACGGCAUGAACGUCGUCAACAAGGUCUCUGCCUUGAUGCUUGUUUUGAACGUGCCGUACGUGCCAGUGAUUGACCACUUUGAUGUCAACUUUAGCUUCUCGCAGGAGGACGUCGACGUCCUCACCGGCUUUGGCCUCAACGUUAUCCGCUUGAGCAUCAUGAUGGACGGCGCAAUGCCGGCUCAGGGCGCCUUCAACGAAACGUACUUGAGCUUGAUGCAAACCCUGAUCGAGAUUGCCGCCUCCCGCGACAUGUAUGUCAUGAUUGAGACCCACCAAGACUGCUUCUCGGCCAGCCUCUGCGGCGAGGGCUUCCCCACUUGGCUCGCUCAGAUUGCCGUCGACCCCAUGACCCCCGCGCUGCCUCUGCCACUGGCCGAGCCCUACGCGAUCGACCCCGUUACGCACAUGCCCAGCGCCGCCGAUUGCGCCAAGCUCGACUGGUCUGACUACCAGUUCACUGCCGCGCAGGCCGACGCCUACCAGAAGCUGUACACUGUUGGCACCCCCGCCAACCAGGGCUUCAGCGACCACUGGCGCCGCAUCGUGCAGCGCUUCAAGAACAACACGAACGUGAUUGGGUACGAGCUGAUCAACGAGCCCUUCGCUGGUAACAUUUACAAGAACCCCGAGCUGAUGAUUCCGAGUGUUGCCGAUCGCGUCAACCUCCAGCCCUUCUAUGACAACCUGAGCAACGUCAUCCGCGAGCAAGACCCCAACGCCAUCAUCUGGUUUGAGUCGGUGACGUGGGACGACUUUGUCCCCAUGGGCUUUGAGCACCCUCCCGGCGGCUUCCAGUACUCCAACCAGUCCGUCAUCAGCCUGCACUACUACUUUGGCCCCAACGUCUCGCCCAUGAAUCAGUUUGCUGCCCGCUACUCGGACGCUGAGCGCUACGGCACGUCGCUCGCUCUGACCGAGUUCCUCAUCGACCCCAGCGACACCCCCUCGGCCCUCGAGCACAUGUCCAAGACCAUGGACGCCGCAGACAAGUACCAGAUGAGCUGGUUUGGCUGGGAUUACAAGGUCUUUGAGGACACCACCUACGGACCGUCCAUCUGGUGGCCCACCAACGGCACGUACAACUGGCCCGUUGUCGAAACCGUGGCUCGCACCUACCCUCAGGCUGUUGCCGGCAAGACCUUCCACUACUCGUACGACGUUGCCACUCGCAUUUUCAUUCUCGAGUACUACGUCAACGCUGCAUGCAAGCUGCCCACCGACAUUUUCCUCGCCGAGGAUGUGCACUACCAGAACGGCUACACGGUCAGCGUCAACCCCUCGAAUGUGGUGACCCAGUCGUCCAUCAAGAACCACGUCUACUUGACGCCCACCUCGUCCGCGAGCAACGGCAAGUUCGUGACUGUGGUGAUUGGCCCCACCAAGUGA